AUGGACGCUGUCAGUAUAGAAAUUCCGCUUUUAAUAAAAAGCCAUCGAUGUCUCCAUUACAGCUACUUUAUAUUUGGUAUUCGUGCCGUCCUUGUUGUUGCCUACCUAACUAACUAUCUAGAGCCAUAUUAUCUUUGGGAUUUUUUAAACGUACAUGAUAAGAGUCCAGAGAUCAAGUUUAGCAGAGCUUCCGCGACACUUCCCCUUGGAACUAACUUUAAGGUGGUUUUUCGAGCAUACUUUGAUUUUUGGCCACGAACUACUUCUUUUGUCCUUCUCGACAAUAUUUCUGUAACAGAAGGAAUUUGUAAGACAUGCAGCCCUGAUGAAUUCAGAUGCAGUGAUAAACGGGAUGAAUGUAUCCCACUAGAUAAAGUUUGUGAUCUGAAGUCUGACUGUCUGAAAGGAGAGGACGAGGCGCUUUGUGAGAAGAAUAUCAGUAAAUCCCUAUGCAGACAAGACCAGGCAUUGUCUUUCCAGAAUUUAUCCAGACGGUCUGAGCCAGCUUCAUACUAUGAAACAUUUACACUUGAUUUAAGCCACAAUCGUUUAACAGCAUGGCAUAUUCUGUCUUUAAUUCAAAUUUUACAUCUUCAGCAUAAUUUGAUAGUCUCUAUAAAUUACACCAUUGACCUUGGGUUAUCCGAUGCUCAACUUCAUUAUCUUGAUUUAUCGUAUAAUAAGAUUGAAAGAAUAGUCAAUGAUGAUUUAGCUGUAUUAAACAACCUUAUGUAUCUUAAACUACAACAUAACUUUAUAAGUUAUGUUCAUCCAAGAGCAUUUUUAAAAUUAACUGAGCUUAUAUAUUUAGAUUUAUCAAAUAAUGAACUUAGUGAUUUGGAACGCAGUCAUUUUAUUCAUCUCUUAAAUCUUCGCUAUCUUUAUCUUCAAAACAAUAAACUAAGGGUAAUAGAAGGAAUGUUUGAUGGUCUCAUGAAUAUUCAGUAUCUGCAGGUCGAUUCCUACACCCUUUGUUGUGCACAACCAAAGGCUGUCAGUAAAAUUCAGUGUUUGGCACCCGUGAACGAAAUCUCCUCCUGCAACGAUUUAAUAGACACCCCUCUCCUAAGUAUAGCAAUAUGGUACAUGGCCCUUCUAGCUGUCUUUGGAAAUUUAUUUGGAACAUGCCAUAAAUUGCUCUUGCUGAAUAAGAAUUCAAGUACAAGUAAACCGUUUGAUAUUCUUUCUAUAAAUCUUGGUUUCGCUGACUUUCUGAUGGGUGUGUAUCUUUACAUCAUAGCGGGAGCUAACUUGAAAUUCAGCGAUCGCUAUGGUUUUGAAGAUUUCUCGUGGAGAAAUAGUCCUUUAUGUACUUUUGCUGGUGUUUUAGCUACUCUUUCUAGUGAGGCUUCCGCUCUUUUUGUACUUUUUAUCACCAUUGACAGAAUGUUGGCCAUUCGAUUUCCAUUUGCGAUGCUAAAUAAGAAAAUUAAGAUUGCAAAGACCGUUUCCAUGUUAGUAUGGACAGUUUCUUUCCUGCUGUCAUUGCUUCCCUUAUUUGGGAUUGAGUACUUUGAUGGUUAUUACUCCGGUUCUGGAGUGUGUAUCUCUUUACCUCUAUCAGUUCUUCGGAAACCUGGAUGGGAAUAUUCUAUGGUACUCUUCGUGGGGGCAAACUUUGUCAUCUUCAUCAUUGUUCUUCUUGGGCAAAUUUUCAUAUUAACGGAUGUUGCUCGGUUUGAAAAGAAAUCGUGCCAACAAUCGUUUUCCCAAAAACGAACAGAAAUAAAACUAGCAAAAUCCCUAAUGGCUGUUGCAGUUACAGAUGUGCUGUGUUGGAUUACGAUUGGGACUAUAGGGUUUCUGACAUUUAUGGGAAUUGAUGUCACGAAUAAGGUGUACGCUUGGGUAAUUGUCGUAGUUCUCCCUAUAAACUCGGCACUUAAUCCCCUUAUCUACCUGUUGUCUGUGAUAUUGAACCGUGGUGAUGAAGAGGUAUGUAGUUCUAAAACUGAUAAACAGGUACAAUGUUCUAAAUAUAGUCAUUGUCGUAGUUCUCCCUGUAAAUCUUAUCUACUUGCUGGUUGUGAUUUUGAACCGUAA
Messenger RNA from Saccostrea echinata, 2043 nucleotides. Its product is annotated as G-protein coupled receptor GRL101-like. Gene Ontology annotation, molecular function: protein binding; G protein-coupled receptor activity. NCBI's taxonomy places the organism in Eukaryota, Metazoa, Mollusca, Bivalvia, Ostreida, Ostreidae. The transcript is spliced from 6 exons. The coding region runs from base 1 to 2043 and encodes 680 amino acids. Gene Ontology annotation, cellular component: membrane. The record is from RefSeq and is a predicted model, not a curated record. Gene Ontology annotation, biological process: G protein-coupled receptor signaling pathway.